This is a messenger RNA of Anthostomella pinea, 1269 nucleotides long. NCBI's taxonomy places the organism in Eukaryota, Fungi, Ascomycota, Sordariomycetes, Xylariales, Xylariaceae. The record is from the annotation of a GenBank genome assembly.
AUGGGUUCUCAAGAUAGUCGGUUACCCGUCAUCAUAGUGGGAGGCGGCAUAGUCGGUCUGACCCUAGCCCAGGCCCUGAAGAAAGAAGGCAUUCCCUUCGAAAUCUACGAGCGUGACGAGGGUUUGGAUUCGCGGUCGCCAGGAUGGGCCAUCACAAUCCAUUGGGCGUUAGACGCGCUCGAAAGUUGUCUCUCGCCGGAGCUUUUCAAGAGAAUCGACGAGAUCCAGGUUGAUCCCGAGCAGGGGCAAAAAGGUAACCUCCCCUCGCCUUUGCUAGACACCGGUCGGUUUCUCUUCUUGGACAUAGAGACAGCAGAACCCAAAUACAUCAUCCCGCCCAGCUUCCGCCGCCGAAUCGGCCGGCUGAAGUUCCGGAAGCUGCUCACAGAGGGCAUCGACAUCAACUGGGGCAAAUCAAUCACCGCCUUCGAGACGAGCGGGGAAGGGGUCGCCGUGUCGUUCGCGGACGGCGCGGACGGCACGGAAGUGCGCGGCGCGAUGCUCGUAGCCGCCGACGGCAGCAACAGCCGCACGCGGUCCCUGCUCAUGGGCGACACGGGCAAGAUCAACCAGCUGCCCGCGCGCUUCAUGGGCGUCACGGUCGUGCUCAGCGAGUCGAAGAUCGCGCCGCUGCGCGCCAUCGACCCCCUCUUAUUCCAGGGUUCCCAUCCCGAGACGGGGUAUUUCAUGUGGUUCUCCGUGCUAUCGAUACCAGCGGUGAACGGAAGCGACCAGAGCGACAAGCCGUACUACGAGGGCCAGAUCAACGUGAGCUGGAUCGUGAAGGGAGAGGGAGACGAGGUGCCCGAGGCGCACGCUGAGAGGUUGGCUAAGAUGAAAGCUAUGGCUAGGGCCGGCUCGGGCUUCCACCACGUCCUGCGAGACACCAUUGCUGGGAUCCCGGAAGGGACGGAGGUACUGGAGAUCAAGCUGGCGGACUGGCCGACUCUGAAGUGGGAGAGCGACAGCAAGGUGACAUUGCUAGGGGAUGCAGCACACGCCAUGACAAUGUAUCGCGGCGAGGCGGCGAACCAUGGCCUGACCGACGCAGCCAAGCUCAAGGAGCAGCUGAAACUCUGGCAUAGUGGCUCGAAGACGCAAGAGGAGGCGAUCGGGGGCUAUGAGACGGAAAUGCGCACGCGGACACAUACGGCCGUCCUCCUCAGUCGACAGGCGUGUCUGGACGCGCAUGACAUCAAGAACUUGACGCCGGAUAGCCCUUUGGUGGGCAAGAGAGCCAAGGUCAUAGAGGCAGCCUCGAAAGCGUGA